CUGCUGGCCUAACAGUUCGUGUACCUUUCGACUUUGGACAUCCAGUUGGUUCGAUACGAUCACCGUUGAAGAAAUGGAAUUUCUCACAGAAACCCUUGAUCCGGAGUCGCUUAACAUUCUCAACGCUGAAAAGAUAACUGACAUCUCCCUUCAAGAUCUUGACAACAAUGACAUUAUUGAAAUGGGCAUUACUCAAAAAGGACCCCAAAAACUUAUUUUGAAGGCAAUCAACAUUUUAAAUAGUAAGAACGAAUCGAGCGGAAUUGAACCUCCGCAGGAUGACCAAACAGAUCAACAUCAAACAACGGUUGAUGAAAUAAAGACAAUUUUAAGAGCAGCACGUAAUUUUGAACAAGUUUUUCAUGACCUGAUUUACGGGAAGGUUCCUAACGUGAAAAAACUGCGACAGAUGAAUAGCAUUCUCAACAAUCACUACUUUAAAGAAAGGAUUUUGAACAAAGAUUAUCCGAGUCUGAGUGAAAAACAACAGCUGGCUGAAAAUAUUUUGAAAUCCUUUCCCCAGCUCGAAAAGACCAAGGCAUCUCCUGACGAUCCUAUCGAGUCGUUUUUCUUUGGAAAAAUGGAGGCGAAAAAAGGACCUCACACAGGAAUUAUUGAGUGGAAAAUUGGAAAUCUUCGCGGGAAAGUGGAGAAAAAUAAUAGGAAGUUUCUUCGUCCUCCAAAAGUCUGCCAGAUCCCUGAACAUUUGAUGGACGACGCCGAACUCAUUGCGGCGUUGCGGCCGAAUAACCAACACAUGAAACAAAUUUGUGACGGAAUGGCAAAAUGCCAUCCGCAUUUUGCCUUUUUGGUACAACAGGGAAAAUCACUAUCAGACAUUGCCACAGUUUUCCCGCACAUCGUUUCAUACAACGGCCUUGUUGUUCUUCAAAUGUUUGAACAGACGUAUCCUCAACAUAACGUAAACUCGAAUAUGAAAAAGUUUCUUUUAAGCUGCCUUUCACACAAUACAGGAUUUAGUGACAUUGCUGACAGAGAACUUCGCUCUGCCAUUAGAUUGAUGAAGAAGAUGAGCAACUGUGGGGUUAAAAGGACCAUUUCCGGCGACAAGAGCAUAAGCGCUUCCAUGGCUGAACCACUAAUGCGUUGGACGUCACCCAGCGAAACCACCGCCAACAAAGAUGUCGUUGAAGGCUGCAUCCCAACAUGGAUCCACACAAGGUCUGCGUCGCAGAGGAGCUGCUCAGUGGACCGUAUUACAUAAUAGUGCAAGGAAUAGCCUUGCCAUGCGGAGAGCAAAAUUUUGCCACCUCCUUUGAAAUAUUUAUAAAAUUUUGUUCUAUUCUUAAUCUUAAAACUCCGACACUACUUCGUAAGCUUUUUGAGCUAGUUAAGUUGAACGAACUGAAAAUUAUCUCUUCCACUAACAAAUCAUCUGUAAACCUUGUCAAUCGAACACUACUCGAAG
Culex quinquefasciatus (southern house mosquito) is the source of this 1429-nucleotide messenger RNA. RefSeq lists its product as uncharacterized. NCBI's taxonomy places the organism in Eukaryota, Metazoa, Arthropoda, Insecta, Diptera, Culicidae. The record is from RefSeq and is a predicted model, not a curated record.